This is a messenger RNA of Oppia nitens, 1629 nucleotides long. Its product is annotated as mannosylglucosyl-3-phosphoglycerate phosphatase-like. The coding region runs from base 1 to 1629 and encodes 542 amino acids. NCBI's taxonomy places the organism in Eukaryota, Metazoa, Arthropoda, Arachnida, Sarcoptiformes, Oppiidae. The transcript is spliced from 5 exons. Gene Ontology annotation, biological process: nucleotide catabolic process. The record is from RefSeq and is a predicted model, not a curated record. Gene Ontology annotation, molecular function: hydrolase activity.
AUGCCUGCAUUUGAUGAGACAUUCAAUAAUACAAUUAAUAAGAGUAUCAGUGAUAAUGAUAUUAUCAUUAAAACUAAUAAGACAUCAAUUGUAUCGAUAUUACACUUCAAUGACUGUUAUAAUAUAGAGUCUCGUAUUGAUGAGCCCUCAGGAGGUGCCGCCCGAAUGGUCACUGCUUUUAACUCAUACCGCGAUUGCGAUCCUUUAGUCUUAUUCAGUGGUGAUAUAAUCUCUCCGUCAAUCAUGAGUACAUUCACUAAAGGCGAACAAAUGAUACCCGUUUUGAACGCUUUGGGUAUCAAUUGUGCUGUCUUUGGGAACCAUGAGUUCGACUUUGGUGUCGAUUAUCUCAAUUCAUUUAUGCAAAGAACUAACUUUCCGUGGCUUAUGAGCAAUGUCUACAACCCUAAGACUAACCGUCCCAUUAAUAAUGCAAACAUAUGGCAUAUAAUCGAUAGGAAUGAUAAAAGAUUUGGGAUAAUAGGUUUAGUAGAGGAACAGUGGCUAAUCGAUGCCUUACCCGAGGGCUAUGUUUAUCGGGAUUUUGUAUCUGAGGGCAGAAAAUUAGCUCAACGUUUGAAGAAUAUGGAAAGCGUUGAUUUUGUGAUCGCAUUGACUCACAUGCGUUGGCCUAAUGAUUGUCUUUUGGCCGAAAAUGUGUCUGAAAUUGAUCUGAUAUUAGGCGGACACGAUCACGACUAUCAGAUCCGUACUAUUAAUAAUAAACUUUGUGUUAAAAGUGGAACUGAUUUCAGACAAUUCAGUAAAAUUGACAUUAAGUUUACUGAUAAUGACUUCAAGUAUGAUAUCGACUGUAAUGAGAUAAAUGUUAAUUCUUAUGACUUCAAAGAAGAUGAGGACAUCAAACAUGAACUCCAACCGUAUUCACUGAUUGUCGAGUCACAGAUGGACAAUGUUUUGUGUGAAAUGCGGGUCGAUUUGGACGGAAAAUUCGCAUCGAUUCGUAAUCGCGAAACAAAUUUAGGAAAUUUCAUUAGCGAUAUAUGUUUGAUAAGUACCGGAGCAGAUGUAGUGCUUCUCAACUCAGGUAUGUUCCGAAGCGAUCAAAUACAUUCAAAGGGUGACUUCAAAUUUCGUGAUUUGGUCCGCAUUUUACCGAUGAUGGAUGAGUUGGUAGUAUUAAAUAUAACGGGUCAUCAACUAUUGACUGCACUCGAGUGUAGUCUAUGUCGAUGGCCUAUAUUAGACGGUAGUUUCGCACAAAUAUCUCGAAUUAGGUUCGAGUUUGAUUCGCACAAACCGAUUGGUAAACGUAUUGAUAUCAAUACAAUAAAAAUUGGCCGAAAAAAUCUCGAUUUGAAACGACACUACCGUUUGGUUACUGAAGAGUUUUUACACAAAGGAAAAGAUGGUUAUUAUGUGCUAAAAGAAUGUGAAGUAUUGAUACCUAAAGAGCAUUGUUUGGAUAUCUUUACAUUAGUCAAGAACUACUUAGAGUCUGUAAAACAGUUGAGAGCUGAUCCCGAAGCCAACAGCAAGACAUUGGUUUGCAGUGGAGGUACUAAAACACUGGCUAUCGAUAAGAAAGAGUAUAUCGAUUUAGACAUAGAGUUAAGAAAACUUGAACCUAAAUGUGACGGACGUAUCACUAAUUUAGGACAGAUAUGA